AUGUCCUGGGCAUCUUUCUAUAUUGUCGAAGUUAUGUCAAGUGCAAAGUUUUUACAUAAAAGGACAGGUUAUUUGGCAGCAACUGUCUCUUUUCAACAAGAUACAGAUGUUUUGAUGCUGACAACUAACCUCAUUAAGAAGGACCUCGCUUCUCCAAAUAUUGUCGAUAUCAGUAUUGCACUCAACGGUUUAUCGCAUAUAGUUACUCCUGAUUUAGCAAGAGAUGUUUCACCUGAUUUAGUUAGCAUGCUGAAUCAUUCUCGACCUUAUAUUCGUAAAAAGAUUGUUCUUGUAUUGUACAAAAUCUUUUUAAAAUACCCAGAAGCGUUGAGAUUAAGUUUUCCGCGUUUGAAAGAAAAGCUAGAGGACCCUGAUCCAUCGGUCAUUUCUGCUGUUGUUAGUGUCAUUUGCGAAUUGGCUCGUAAAAACCCUAAAAAUUACUUAUCACUAGCACCGCAUUUGUUCAAACUACUGACAACAUCAUCCAACAACUGGAUGUUAAUUAAGAUCAUCAAACUGUUUGCUUCUUUGACACCGUUAGAACCAAGGCUCAUUAAAAAAUUAUUACCACCAUUAACUACCUUAAUUCAAACUACACCGGCCAUGUCCCUGUUAUAUGAGUGUAUAUACACAGUAAUUACCGGUGGUUUUUUGGAGGCAGCUGGUGCUGAGAAUGGACAUGCUUUAGCUAAAACAUGUACAACGAAGUUACGAAAAUUCUUGGAGGAUCCAGAUCAAAACUUGAAAUAUGUUGGACUUUUGGCGAUGGGUAAAUUGCUACUCACUCACCCCAAACUAGUCGGCGAACAUAAGGAUAUCAUUUUAGAAUGCAUUGAUGACGAAGAUAUUAGCAUCCGUUUACGUGCUUUAGAUCUGGUGGUUGGCAUGGUCAACCGUAAAAACUUGCAAGAUAUUGUAAAGCGUCUCAUGAAUCAUAUUUUACCGCCCACUCAAUCUCAUCAUACUGAGCAACUUAACCUGCAUGAUCCUGAUGCUACAACAGACGCUUAUUUUUUCGACCCCGCCUAUCGUACAGACAUUAUCCAUCGUAUCAUAUUUAUGUGUUCGCAAAACCACUAUCAACAUCUUAUUGAUUUCGAAUGGUAUUUGGAUAUUUUAAUGCGCUUAACCUACGAAACGGAUUCGGUAGGAGAAGUAAUUACGCAACAAUUUAUGGAUGUUUCCGUUCGUGUAAAAUCAGUUCGCGAAUAUGCUGUUCAACUGAUGAGCCAAUUACUACGAAACACACAGUUUCUGGAAAAGCAAGCAAAGAAGCGAAAUAGUAAUUUACCUCAUGUCUUAUCCGCUGCCGCGUGGAUUUGCGGUGAAUACUGCCAUUAUUUGCAGGACAUUCCUACUACUUUGGAAUGCUUAUUCUAUGAUCAAAGUCGUAAACAGCAGCAACACAGAGAAAAUAACCAUACCUCUAUAUCAGCAACGCCAUCAUCAUUGUUGCCCAGUCAUGUUCAAAUAAUCUAUGUCCAAAGUAUUAUCAAAAUAUAUGCUUACUGGAGCUCACAAUUGGUUGAGCAAUGGCAUGAAGAGUUAGAAAAAGAAUUCGUCAAAGUAACACAGAAGAUGGUUGGUAAAAUGGAUGGAUUUUUGAAUAGAGGAGAAAAUCUGGAAGUGCAGGAAAGAGCGUCAAAUGUGAAAGAGAUAUUCCUGUUGGUGUUAGAGGCAGUACAGACAAAGAAGGAUGAGCAGGUGUUAAAUCAAACUGAGACGCAUGAACCACCUACAUUAUUACUUGGAUUGUCGGAUCUAUUUUUUAUGUAUGAGCUAAAUCCUGUUGCUCCCAAAGCCCAAUCAAAGGUACCCAUACCCCAGGAUUUGGAUUUGGACAGUCGCAUUAAUGAGCCCUUACCGGAUUUGAUCGAUGAUCUAUUUGAUGAAUCCUCGGAUGAACAAGUUGAAGAUGGAUUUAAGCAUAAGCGUUCUACUUCAAAAAAGUAUAAAACAAGAAGCGGCCGUAAGCAGGAUUCUGAUGAAGCUGAAGAGGAAAAAGAACGACGCCGCGCAGCCAGAAGAGAAGCUCGUAAAAACGAUCCUUACUACAUCCACGACGAUGCGUCUUCUCGGAAAUCUAAAUCCAAGUUGGAUGACAGUGACAUUGAAUCCAUUCCCAUUGUUGAGCUGCAUUUAGAUGAGGCACCUAUCAAGGUCCACAGAAAAUCCAAAUCGAAAAAGUUGGUUAAGAAGCCAGUUUAUGCGGAAGAAGAAAUGCCGGAAGACGCCACAUUAUCUGAUAAUACUGAAGAACCAACAAAAGCGAAAACGAAGAAAACAUCCAGUACUAGAGCCUCUGCACAAAGCAGCAAUACUUCUUCUUCUUCGAUGCCUUCUCUAUAUACCAAACGAAAUGCUAAAUAUAUCUUCGAUACAAAUGAGGUUGAAGAACUCAACAGCGUUGAUUUAUCUACCCCCUUAGGAGAAGAUGAACGCUUUGAGCAACCUAAAGUGUAUUCCAGUCCAGAAGAGGUACGUAUGAAAGAAGAGGCAAGAUACAGAAAGGAAAUGCAAAAGAGAAUGUACGAGAGGAAACAAUUGAAAGAAGAGCAGAAACUAGCGUUAUCGUCGACUAAGAAACCCAAGAAAAAGAAAUCAAGCACGAAGGGCAAAGAUGUGGAUGUGCCGGACUCAAACAGUGAAAAGAAAACGUCAGCAAGAAAAAUAAAAAAGAAGAGAUCUUCCACAGCUACAGCAGCAGCCACACAACAGCAAAAUGAAAAAAGAGAAGAGGAAGCCUUAGCCGAAGUAGAGCUUGGCAACAACGAACUCAUAGAAGAACCACAGCCUCCACAACACCACAACCAACCAUUGACGAAUAUAUUUGAGAAUGACGACAUCGAAAUGUCUGUAAGAUUAAAUUUAACAAAUAAUAAGAUAAUGACACCCGAGCAAAAUACGGUCUCGAUAUAUUAUACGAUUCGAAACAAACUGGACGAAAGGAUGCUGCCAAAAGUUUAUAUUGAAAUUAUCGAUAAUGAGACUGCUAAACUUAUUGAUCACCAUGAACAACAUAAUGAUAUUGCUUCAAUAAGAGAACGUUUCGAGUUGCAAGCUAAAGAAGCUGUCGAAUGUGUUGGGGAUUUUGAAGUCCCUCAGGUGCAGAAGGGUAUUACGGUGAGAGGAGACUUAUUCUAUGAUGUGGAGGAUUCUUCAGCAAUUCAUCAGCAUUCAUUUGAAAUACCUAUACCUGUCACUCUCUUCUUCAUAACACCGUCGGCAUACUCAAAUGGAACCGAAGCGAUGGAUCCUACAGCAUUUGCUACCUUACUCUCUGAGUACGGUUACGAAUUUGAGUAUCAUGAACAUAUUGAUAUACCAGUUCCCAACCCUUUGGCUCUACAAGAGGCGUUUGAGCAAGUGACGAGAGCCAGCGGAUUAUUGAUUGUAGAGGUUGUGGCCGGCGCAGCAUCUUUGUAUGGUAAAACAGCACAAGGAGCUCAAGUUGCUGGCCUCUUGAAAUUCAUAGUGGAAGCUGAUGGUGACAGUAUAGAAAUUUACGAACAAAAGAAGGCGAUACUAUCUAUGGAGUUGAAAUGUACGGAUCAAGACCUAUUGGAAGGUCUAAUGGAUGAAUUGAAAAAAAUUAAGCUGUAG
Molecule: messenger RNA, 3603 nt
Organism: Mycotypha africana
Lineage: Eukaryota; Fungi; Mucoromycota; Mucoromycetes; Mucorales; Mycotyphaceae
Product: adaptin N terminal region-domain-containing protein
Exons: 6
Coding region: 1-3603 (1200 amino acids)
Biological process (GO): protein targeting to vacuole; Golgi to vacuole transport
Cellular component (GO): AP-3 adaptor complex; endosome membrane; membrane coat
Source: RefSeq, a predicted model, not a curated record